ACGGCGGCUCCCGCAGCGCCGGACGCUGGUUGCGCGCUCCCAGCGGCCGAGCGGCCCCGGGCACGCGCGCGCGCCGCCGGCCCGACAGGUGGGUCCCGGCGCCCACGCCGCCUCUCCCGCCCGCGGGAUCCUGGGCCGUGGGCUACGCAGUCCGCCCUGUGCUGCUGGAAGGGGCGUUCUGGGCACGGGGGGAGCGGUCGAGGGCUGGAGACCCUAAAGGCGCCUCCUAUGGCCAGAGGGGAGCCUCCGGCGGGAGCUACCUCUCGGGGGCGCAUCAUCCUGCCCCCCACCGUAAGAGGAAAGCUCCAUAAUGGAGCUUAGGAAUUAGGAGUCUCGAGUGCUGUCCUUAGUCCCAGCCCAGUCAAGAGCUACUGGGGCUGGCUAGUCAUGGGGGAGCCCAGUAGAGAGGAGUAUAAAAUCCAGUCCUUUGAUGCAGAGACCCAGCAGCUGCUGAAGACAGCACUCAAAGAUCCGGGUGCUGUGGACUUGGAGAAAGUGGCCAAUGUCAUUGUGGACCAUUCUCUGCAGGACUGUGUGUUCAGCAAGGAAGCAGGACGCAUGUGCUACGCCAUCAUUCAGGCAGAGAGUAAACAAGCAGGCCAGAGUGUCUUCCGGCGUGGACUCCUCAACCGGCUGCAGCAGGAGUACCAGGCUCGGGAGCAGCUGCGAGCACGCUCCCUGCAGGGCUGGGUCUGCUAUGUCACCUUUAUCUGCAACAUCUUUGACUACCUGAGGGUGAACAACAUGCCCAUGAUGGCCCUGGUGAACCCUGUCUAUGACUGCCUCUUCCGGCUGGCCCAACCGGACAGUUUGAGCAAGGAGGAGGAGGUGGACUGUUUGGUGCUGCAGCUGCACCGGGUCGGGGAGCAGCUGGAGAAAAUGAAUGGGCAGCGCAUGGAUGAGCUCUUUGUGCUGAUCCGGGAUGGCUUCCUGCUCCCAACUGGCCUCAGCUCCCUGGCCCAGCUGCUGCUGCUGGAGAUCAUUGAGUUCCGGGCGGCCGGCUGGAAGACGACGCCAGCUGCUCACAAGUAUUACUACAGCGAAGUCUCCGACUAGGCCUCCAGAUCAGGUCUUCCUCACCAGCACUGGCCUUUCUUCUACACACCUCUGAAACUGGCAGUGGAGUCUCUGCCUCACCCAAAGACUCUUCCCUUCUAGACUUUCCCAUCUCCUGGUGAGAUGUUUCCCACUUAUGCCAUGGUCCUGCCCUGAGCCCCUUUCCCCACCACCUUCCCACCAGGGCCAGGCAGAGAAGAGCAACUCCUAAGAGCCACUGCACUGUGUAACGAUUAGUGCAACUACUACCUUGGUGCCUCAGUUUACCCAUCUGUAAAAUGGGUAAGCAUAGCCAUUGGGAUGCUUUGGGAUGUCAAUGGGUGGAGGCAGAGCACAAGUCAUACUAGAAACUGCUUUUUAUACAUUUUGUACAAGGACAACUCUGGAAGCAAGCCUAUUUCCUCCAGCCAGUUUCAAUGAAUGCUGCACCACAUACUACACCAGUUCAGCGUGAGAAUUUUCUAAUAAAUCUUUUCUAAUACUAAAA
Messenger RNA from Chlorocebus sabaeus (green monkey), 1543 nucleotides. RefSeq names its product MIF4G domain containing (gene MIF4GD). The record is from RefSeq and is a predicted model, not a curated record. Gene Ontology annotation, cellular component: cytosol. Gene Ontology annotation, biological process: regulation of translational initiation. Gene Ontology annotation, molecular function: protein binding; translation activator activity; RNA binding. NCBI's taxonomy places the organism in Eukaryota, Metazoa, Chordata, Mammalia, Primates, Cercopithecidae.